Molecule: messenger RNA, 948 nt
Organism: Trichosurus vulpecula (common brushtail)
Lineage: Eukaryota; Metazoa; Chordata; Mammalia; Diprotodontia; Phalangeridae
Product: olfactory receptor 5D18-like
Exons: 1
Coding region: 1-948 (315 amino acids)
Biological process (GO): sensory perception of smell; G protein-coupled receptor signaling pathway
Cellular component (GO): membrane
Molecular function (GO): odorant binding; olfactory receptor activity; G protein-coupled receptor activity
Source: RefSeq, a predicted model, not a curated record
AUGGGGAAUGCUGACCGAAAUGAGAGUGAUGUCAUCUUCAUCCUUUUGGGAUUCUCUGAUUACCCAGAGCUCCAGAUCCCUUUAUUCUUCAUAUUCCUGGUGACCUAUAUGAUUACUGUAGUAGGAAACUUGGGCAUGAUUGUGAUCAUCAGGAUUAACCCCAAACUUCAUACCCCCAUGUACCUAUUCCUUAGUCAUUUGUCUUUUUUAGACUUCUGUUACGCUACUGUAGUUACACCCAAAUUGUUACAAAUCUUGCUUGUGGAAGACAGAAGCAUUUCCUUUGCUCCCUGCAUUACCCAAUAUUCUUUUGCUGCCAUCUUUGUGGUUACAGAGGCAUUCUUACUAGCAGUGAUGGCCUACGACCGCUUUGUGGCAAUUUGUAAUCCCUUGCUAUAUGUAGUUGUCAUGUCCCAGAAACGCUGUGCCCUAUUGCUGACAGCAGUAUAUACAUGGGGCAUAAUUUCUUCUAAUGUAUUCACCUACUCUCUCCUUAUAUUGUCAUUUUCUGGGAUCAACAUCAUUAAUAAUUUUCUCUGUGAGUAUUCUGCUAUCCUUUCUGCCUCCAUCUCUGAUAAGCAUGUUACAGAGACAAUCUUGUUUAUCCUUGCUAAUUUUAACACAUUUUUCACCCUCAUUAUUGUACUUACAUCUUAUCUUUUUAUUUUUGUUACUGUCCUGAAGAUGCAUUCAGUUAGUGGUAGAUAUAAAGCCUUCUCUACUUGUGGCUCCCACCUGACAGGUGUUACCAUCUUCUUUGGAAUCAUCUUCUUCCUCUACUGUGUGCCCAGUUCCAAAAGCUCAUGGCUUCUAGUAAGAAUAAACACUGUGUUAUAUACAAUUGUAAUCCCCAUGCUGAACCCCUUAAUAUACAGUUUGAGGAAUAAAGAUGUGAAACAAACAAUCAGGAAAUUAAUAGAAGUGCCAGCUAGAUGGGGCAGUGGCUAG